Messenger RNA from Trichophyton benhamiae CBS 112371, 2349 nucleotides. RefSeq names its product BRCT domain protein. Lineage: Eukaryota; Fungi; Ascomycota; Eurotiomycetes; Onygenales; Arthrodermataceae. Gene Ontology annotation, biological process: mitotic G2 DNA damage checkpoint signaling; DNA replication initiation; mitotic DNA replication checkpoint signaling. The coding region runs from base 1 to 2349 and encodes 782 amino acids. The record is from RefSeq and is a predicted model, not a curated record. The transcript has 5 exons.
AUGAUUAUAAGGGCCUCUGAGGAUGAAGAAUGGCCCAAGAUGCAGAACUCGUCCCGAUUGACGGACGUUGCUUGCCAGAUGGGCGCAAUUCACAAGUUUGAUCUUACAUCCGAUGUCACUCAUCUUAUAGUCGGUGACAUAAACACCCCGAAAUAUAAAUAUGUGGCCAAAAUGCGAACGGAUGUCAAAGUCAUUAGAGCCGAGUGGGUAGAGGCUGUUAGGUCAUCAUGGAUACAGGGCGGUGACACCGAUAUCCAUGCCCUUGAGGCUGAAUACAAACUUCCCACUUUCUUUGGGCUUUCAAUUUGUAUCACUGGGUUUGAGGAUUUGGACUUUAGGAGUCACCUUGAGGAAACCGUCUGUGCACACGGUGCUGAGUUUCGGAGGGAUUUGACGAAGGCCGUCACCCAUCUAAUCGCAUUUGCAUGUGAAGGCAACAAGUAUCAGUUUGCCAUUCAGUGGGGAAUAAAGGUCGUGAGCCUUAAAUGGCUUGAGGAUAGCAUUGAACGCUCUAUGGCGCUCGAUGAAACCCUCUAUGACCCUCUCCUUCCAAUUGAAAAGCAAGGCAUUGGCGCAUGGAAUCGUUCUAAACCUACUGCUGUUGAGAGAAUGGCGAAGCCUCAGGACAUCCUUCCUCCUCGUCUUCCCCCGCGUACUAGAAAGUUACGCAAGGUUGCGAGUCUCAAGCUAGGUGGUCAGACUGAAGGUAUAUGGUCUGCCAUUGUACCAAAUCCUUCUACCACUGCCGAGAGCAAUGAUAAUUCUCAAUAUGACGGAAGUCAGCAUUUGACAGCAGCUUCACACCAAAAUUUGCUAGAUACCAAGUCGUUUGCAAGUGAAACUACAGUCCCUGGCCGGCGUGAUAGUGUAUCUCGUGAGAGCAAAUCACUAGCUGCUGAAGCUAAAGAAGCACCAUCGAAGGGAUUUUGGGACAACUGUAGGUUUUAUAUAACUGGCUUUACGACAGAACAGACACAGAUACUGGAAAUCCACCUUAUUGCGCAAGAUGCUCGCAUUUCACCAUCACUGGAUGACCUUUUGAAGCAUAAUAAUCAAUUAUUUAUGGUUGUUCCGUAUGAUCUACCCCGGCGAGAGAUUCCAAGAAUUGAUGAAGAAUUGGACGAACUUGAAAUCGUUACGGAUAUGUGGGUUGAGCGAUGCCUACGCAGCCAGGCAUUUGUAGCCCCAGAGGCUCACAUAACCAGUACUCCUUUUCCAAGAUUUCCUAUCCCAGGGGCGACAUAUGAUGAAUAUCUCACAGCUAAUGCUUCAGUACUCAUCUGUAACACGUCGACACCCAGCCCAGAAAAGCUGAGGCAUGUAUUUGAAUGGAAUAUACCCCCUGUGAUUGCGGACUGGUUAUGGAUAUCCGUGCAAACAGGAGAAAAGAAACCAUAUCAACCAUACUUGAUUCCCAAUAAGCGUUCAAUGUCCCAAGAAGCGCAGAGGUUAACGGCAGAAGAAGUGCAAACAGCCCCUCUGGGCCACUACCCUAUAGACCAGGAAUGCACUCAAGUGUUGCAGAACGGGGGUAGAGAUGGCAAUGAGUCCGAAGCAGAUGAUAUGGAAACCCAGCCUACAGCUCCCCAAGCAAAAGCCUCCAUAACCGUCCCGCCGAAGCCUUCCCGCUCUCCAUCUCCCCUGAAAGAAACAAACCAGCUUAUUCCCGCAGCUUCUCCUGCCCCUCUUCCGGCGGAGGAUUCAACGCCUAAGCCAAUGGCUAAUUCAGAGACAAAAAUAUCUCUCAAUACCGCAAUAAGUGAACUCCUAAAGCAGAAAAGACUACGAACCCAAAACUCUACCGGCGAUACAGAUGUCCCUGUGCGUUCUCAAAGACGACGCAAGCUAUUAGGUAGAGCCAGCUCGUCCUGCUCUGCCCUGACUACGACAGAGGCGCAGCGAGGUCUAUCCCGAGCAAGUUCGAUAGACACGUUGAACGAAGAUGGUUAUGGUAGUGUAAUCGAUGGCCUUGAUAGCCCUUCAACAAAAGCGCCGAGCUUCGUUUCGCUAGCCCCUCAUAAAGGCGAAAUUACUCAUCCUGAACAAAUGGAGGCACAACAAAUGUUACAGCGAAGACUGGCUCUAUUUCAGAGUAACUCUGCCAAUGGCGAGUUUGCAGAGAAAGCUGCCGGCGAAGAUGAGCCUCUACCUUUGACUCAACUCGAGUAUGAUGAUCCAGACGCGGUAGCAAUGCGUGAGAUGAUCAGCAAUCAGAGCCCGAGGAACAAUGAGGUGGACGAAGGAACUGGACCUGGAAGUUCACGGGCAGGUCGGAAACUAAUUAUUGGUAAACUACAGGACGGUCGAGGAGGGAGGAAGACGAGAUCUCGUAAAUCAGAGGGCUGGUAG